Beauveria bassiana ARSEF 2860 is the source of this 1629-nucleotide messenger RNA. RefSeq names its product uracil permease. Gene Ontology annotation, biological process: nucleobase transport; transmembrane transport. Gene Ontology annotation, cellular component: plasma membrane. The transcript is spliced from 3 exons. NCBI's taxonomy places the organism in Eukaryota, Fungi, Ascomycota, Sordariomycetes, Hypocreales, Cordycipitaceae. Gene Ontology annotation, molecular function: nucleobase transmembrane transporter activity. Bases 1 to 1629 code for a protein of 542 amino acids. The record is from RefSeq and is a predicted model, not a curated record.
AUGGUCCGCAUACGCGUGCUGCUCUCGCAACUCGCUGGCAAACUCGUCGUCGAUGGGGAACCCGGUGUGUCUGGUGUGCAACUCAUGCUCGCGAGCAAAGACCUGCAACCGGUGCCAAAGAGCCAGCGCAAAUGGACCAGCUGGAAUUUUGCCAGCUUCUGGAUCGCAGACGCCUUCAACAUUGCCACGUGGAUGAUUGCCUCGUCCAUGAUUGUCGGCGGGCUGUCGUGGUGGCAAGCAUGGCUGGCCGUCUGGCUCGGCUACGGCUCUACCGCCAUCUUCAUCGUGCUCACCGGCCGCAUCGGGGCCGUGUACCACGUUAGCUUCCCGGUCCUCGGCCGUGCUUCGUUUGGAAUCUGGGGCAGCUUGUGGCCCGUCUUCAACCGUGUAGUCAUGGCAUGCGUAUGGUAUGGUAUCAACUGUUAUAUUGGUGGACACGCCGUCUAUCUCAUGAUUCACGCAAUAUGGACGUCGUGGGACCGCAAAAUUAUUCCCAACACCCUCAGCAGCGGCACAACCACUGCCGACUUUGCCUCAUUCAUCAUAUUCUGGCUCUGCUCUUUACCGGCGCUUUGGUUUCCCGUCUACAAGAUUCGCCACCUCUUUACCCUAAAAGCCUACUUUGUUCCUCCGGCCGCCAUUGCCUAUCUGAUUUGGGUCGCUGUCAAAGCUGGUGGCAUGGGCCCCGUGGUGUCGCGCCCGGGAGACUUGCAAGGCAGCAAUCUGGCGUGGGAAUUUAUCAAGGGUGUCAUGUCGUGCAUUGCCAACUUUGCGACCGUCAUCAUAAAUGACUCGGAUUUUACUAGAUUUGCCCGCAAGCCCCGAGACGCUCUGUGGUCGCAGCUCAUCAGCUUGCCGCUGUCGUUUGCAUUCACCUCCUUGGUCGGCAUCCUCGUGUCUUCUGCCUCUGCCGUCAUUUACGGCGAGCCGAUUUGGGAUCCUCUUUCUUUACUCGAAAGACUUUCUGAAGGCGCUAGCUCAGGUGAGCGCUUUGGCAUCUUUGUCAUUGCCUUUGCCUUUGCCCUAGCCCAGCUUGGUACAAAUAUCGCGGCCAACUCUGUUUCGGCUGGCACGGACAUGACUGCACUUCUACCACGAUACCUGAAUAUCCGGCGUGGCAGCUAUGUUUGCGCUAUUGUUGGCUUGGUCCUAUGUCCUUGGCUUCUUCUCAAAGAUUCCAACACAUUCUUGACAUAUUUGUCUGCCUACGCCAUCUUUCUGAGCGCCAUGGCCGGUGUCAUUGCAACCGAUUAUUAUCUCGUCCGCAGAGGAUACCUCAAUGUUCCAGAGCUAUACACUGCGCGAAGAUUCGGACCAUACUUUUACACUUUUGGCGUCCACUGGCGCGCGUAUGCAGCAUAUGUCGCGGGUAUCCUCAUCAAUGUCGUUGGCUUCGCUGGCGAAGUCGGCGCUACUGUGCCCAUUGGCGCUACGUACAUAUUCAACGUCAACUUUUUCGGGGGCUUUAUUGUUUCGUCCGUCAUCUACUUGCUACUGUGCAAGCUGUCACCGGUUCCGGAGACACGGAAGAAGUGGUCAGAGGUGCUUGAGAGCGACGAGGAAAGCGAUUUACCCAUGGUGACGCGGGCUAGCUCAGACGAGAAGGCUGCGAUGAGCAUCCGGGCGUGA